Molecule: messenger RNA, 1107 nt
Organism: Aspergillus oryzae RIB40
Lineage: Eukaryota; Fungi; Ascomycota; Eurotiomycetes; Eurotiales; Aspergillaceae
Product: zinc-binding alcohol dehydrogenase family protein
Exons: 3
Coding region: 1-1107 (368 amino acids)
Molecular function (GO): oxidoreductase activity, acting on NAD(P)H
Source: RefSeq, a predicted model, not a curated record
AUGAAGGAAGCGAUUGUUAGGAAAGACACCUCAGUAGAGAUUGUCGACUCUCCCAUUCCCAAACCGGGUCCUGGCCAUGUGUUAAUUAAGGUCAUCGUCGCUGACCAUUUCCCACUAGCCUGGCCAGCGCAGGCCUUCGACUGGAAGAUACCCAUCCAUUUCGGUCGUGAAAUGAACACCGGUGACGACAUCUCCGGUAUCGUCGAAGCCGUGGGAGAGGAUGUGGUUGGAUUUCACAAAGGGGACCGCGUGGCCGCCUUCCACGAGAUGAUGACCUCUCACGGGGCAUUCGCUGAGUACGCCAUAGCGCCUUAUUAUACUACCUUUCACAUUCCGGACUCAACCUCCUUUGAGGAGGCCGCCACGGUUCCCUUGGCUGCCUACACAUCCGCCUGUGCGCUUUUUCAGGAGCUCGAGUUACCUGAGCCAUGGUCACCACGUGCUAAGGCCGCGGGAAAAGAGGGUAUUAAGCGUCCUUUGAUUAUCUAUGGAGCGAGUACUGCCACGGGAGCCUUCGCUAUCAAGCUUGCUGCGGCCGCCAACGUUCACCCUAUCAUCACAGUUGGCAGCAAGCGGAGUGACUUCAUCAAGCCCUUCCUGGACGAAAACAAGGGGGAUGUCCUCAUCGACUAUACUGCGUAUGCGACAGAGGAGGAGCUAAUCAAGGCGAUUCAGGAGGCUGUUAAGAAGGGAGGUGCUCCCGGCGGCCGCUGUUGGAAAGCCUAUGAUACUGUUUCCGAAGAUAAAACGAUCAGGCUCGUCUCCAAGGCCAUUGCCGGGCCGCCGAACCCGGCAGGCCAGAAGCCAAAGAUAACUAAUAUUUUCCUUAAAACUGAGGUCGAGGGCUCUGACCCGAGUGUUGAGAUUGUAUUCUCUAUGGUUGGUCAAGUCCAUUACGAGGACGAGAAUGACAAGCUCAUUGGCGUGACAUGGGGCGCAGCGUUUUCUCGGGGCCUGCGCGAGGGUUGGUUGACUAGUCAUCCCUACACAUUAGGUAAUAACGGUCUGGAGGGCUUGUCUGAAGGCCUAAAGGGUCUCAGGGACGGCAAAAUCCGCGCCCAGAAAUUUUUGACACGGCCCAACGAGACACCAGGCGCGAGGGAUUGA